AUGUUUGAUAUAGCACUUCAAAAGUCCUUCAACGAAGUGCAAAACGGUCAUGUCCUGUUAUUAUUGAAUCAAAAUCACAAUCUGAUAGUGAUGAAGGUAUCUGAUUUAAUAUCAAUGCUUAGUUUAAAUAAUGGAACAUGCACACAGCUUGAACGUCAUUUUAACAGAAAUCUUCUUCAUUUGGGUUGUCGACAUUAUAUAUACGAGUUGGUGCUUAGAAGUGUCGCAGAAACUUGUUGGCCGGUUACUAAUGUUGCUAUAUUCAGUCGCUUCAAGAAUAAUUGGGAAAAUAUAAACAAAGAAAUAUUUGAGACUGGGAUUGAAGAUUCUAAAGUUGAUACAAAAACCGGAGACACAAGACAGGGAAUUCUAGAAUUUAUCUCCGCUCAAAUUAAGGAAUAUCAGCCACGAGCUAAUUACAAAGAAUUGUUGGACUUGACUUAUAUUUUUUUGGGAGGAACUCCAUCUCAUGGCUUUGUAUUCAAACGACCUGGAGCGAUGCACCAUGCAAGAUGGUUAUCGAAAGCUAUUUAUUGUCUGAAAUUGUUUAUGUUUAAAAAACAAUUUAAAAUAAAUGCCCGAGAGUUACCUCAGCUUCGUGACAUAUGUCUAUUUAUCGUAACGAUUUAUGUCAAAGCGUGGUGUCAAUGCCCUAAUGCCAUUAAAGCUCCAAAUCAGGACUUACAAUUUUUAAGACAUCAUCAAUUACAAAGAAAUAAACAAAAAAGUGCAGCUGUAGAUACAUUCUUAAGACAUGGGUGGUAUUUGUCAGAAUCGCUCGCGCCACUAUCAUUUUUCGACGAUUCAAUACCUCAAGAAAUAAAAUUAAAAAUGAUUCACUCAUUCAAAAAUAAAGAGUUUCAGAUGCUAAACGAAUUAGAGUACAAAUAUCCGAAGGUAUUUACGACCUAG
Psylliodes chrysocephalus is the source of this 912-nucleotide messenger RNA. Lineage: Eukaryota; Metazoa; Arthropoda; Insecta; Coleoptera; Chrysomelidae. The record is from the annotation of a GenBank genome assembly.